AUGUCACUAACACUUUUCUGUAAUGACAAGAGGAGAAAAUAUUUGGACACGAACAAACCUGUUGGUCGUGUAGGUCAUUCCUUACACAAUUAUUAUGAGCUAAGUUCAACCGAUGUAAUAAGUAAUUUUUCUUUAAAGGAAAAAGGACAUCCCCGUGAAGACACUGACCUCUUGGAUGAACGGGGCCAGGUGGAUGAAGUGAAACAAAUAAGAACUCCAUAUGCAUACACAUUAAACUCAAGUUUGGAUCCAAAUGGUGAGAAUGGAAGAGAUGAAGAAAGUCAUAUAAACAAUGGAAAAUACGAGGAUCAUAUCAAUAGAGAGACAGAAAUGUGGGAAAAAGAAGAAAUUAGUCGAAAACUAGAAAACGCAAAUGGGGAAAAGAAGGAAGAAGGGAGAAACAAGAGAGGAGAUACCCAAAACAUGGGCAAGCAAUGUAAGGAGGAGAAUCUCAAAGGAAUGGAAGUAUCAUUGGAAUAUUGUAAGAAUGGAGAAAAUUUUUUAAGAAAUAAUAACGAAUUGUGUGAUAAACAGGAUAAGGUAAAAAAGGAGCAUAAUAAUAUGCUCACCUAUGGAAAGCAUAAAGUUGUCCUUUUUGGUGGUGCUUUAUUAGAAGAAGAAUUUGUAAACAAUUAUUCAAAUGGAUAUUUACAAUCCAAAGAUGAAGAAGAUGAAGAUGUUAAUAACGUCAAACGUAAUAUGAUGCUUAUGGAAAAUUAUCUACAUAAAACUUUUAAUGAUGUAUACAUAUGUGAAGAAGAAAAUAAUGAUUUUGAAUACUGGACCAAGGUGAAGACUCAUAACGUACCAGAACCGAGAGCAUUCCAUGCUUCUUGUAUUGUCAAUUUAGGGUUAGAUGGGGUUUUUUUAUUUAUUCACGGGGGAAAAGUAAAGAAUAAUAAAUUGGCCAAUAAUCGAUUAUGUGCACUGAACUUAAGCAAAAUUUCUGUUCGACGUGCAGGAAUGAGAAGCGACAAUAGUAGUGCACGAACCAGCCACCAUGCCAGCGGUGAGUACACAAGGGCAGAUCAAAGUGACACAACAAGUAUUAGUAGUGCAUGUGAAGAAAUUAAAUCUCCUAAACAGAGAAGCACUAAGUAUCGUCGAGGCGAGUGUGAGAGCGAUCGCCUUGUGUAUGCUAACUUUCGGGAAGAGAACCAAAGUUCCUGCUUUAACAAAACUGUUAUUAAAGAUGAUUGGGAUGAAAAUGGGAAAAAUAGUGAAAAUGAAAAAAAUAACAACAAUGGCAAGCCUGCAAAUGAGCCUCCGGAGAGUCAUCCCGGAGAAAGCCAAGCAGAGGAGGGAAAUUAUGAAAAAUCAUUUAUUCACAAAAGCAGUGUUUGCAUGAAUGUAGAAAAAGAUAAGGAUAACGCAGAGGUAUCAUUAGUGACAAGUGAAAAAAGGGAUGUUGAUGGGGGAGGAGAAAAAUGGAACAACAAUAAACAUUUUACCGGAAAAAGUAGCAAUUGUAUAGACAGUCCUACCACUACUGCCACUGCUACCGCUACUACCACUACUGCAACAAAAUUUUGUCACAAAGAGGAAUCGUCAAACGAUAUAAAAGCAAAUGUACCACAGCUAGGAAAUGUUCCGCAAGAAACAAAUGUUUUACUAAAUAAUAAAAAGAGAAAACGGACAUCUUCUUCAUCUUAUUUGUUCUCUGCGUCAAACAUUUCUGUAUCAUCUGCAUCAGCAUUGGUGACUUCGUCUUCGUCAUCUUCGUCGUCUAAUUCCUUGCCACCAUGUAAUUCCCGUUUUUUUCGAUCUAAUAUGUACAUUCAUGAAAAUAACCAAUUUAACAAUGAAGUAGAAGAAGAAGAAGCAGAUGAAGAAGAAGAUGAUGAUGAUGAUCAUGUACUUGUAAAUUCGAGAGUUCCAGUUAAAAGUUUACUCAUGCAGGAAAAUUCUCUCUCAUGCAGCAGUGCCUCAUCUGAGGACAACACGGAUGAUGGGGAUGACUCAUCCAGUUUAAAAAAAGUGAAAAGAAUGUGGGUUCAUAUAAAAACUGCAGGAAAAAAACCAAACAAUAGAUAUGGACACACCUUAGACUUUUUAUAUCCUCAUCUAAUUCUCUUUGGUGGAAAUGAAAAUAUAUAUGAUGAAGAAAAUUUGUUUUUCAAAAAUGAUCUAUGGGUACUGAAUAUAAAUAAGUGUAAAACGAAAUAUGAUAAAAAUAGGAAAAAAGUUUUAUAUUUUAGCUGGCAAGAAAUAGAAUAUCAAACGAUUGAUCCAUUGGGGAGAUAUUUCCAUGCUACUACCAUAUGGUAUGACAGAGAAAAUAAUGUGAAUAAUUUAAUUUUAUAUGGAGGGAAAAUGAAAAACAGAACAAGUAUUAGUAAUAGAUUAUUAUCCUUACAAAAUAAUGGAAAUAAUUGGUAUUGGUCUAUUUUGCCAGUUUACGUAGAUCCGAUAAAUGAAAAUCGAUCAUGUCAUUCCUUGGCUUGUUCUAAUAAUUACAUAUUUAUUAUUGGUGGAGAAGAGUACAAAUAUAGAUAUAUUGAGAAAAUGCCUUCAGCUGUUUAUUCCUUUAAAAAUAAAAAAUUUCAGUAUAUUAAUGAAUAUAGUGCUAAAGCAUGCCUAAAGUGUUUUAUAAAAAAUGAAACAAUUUAUUCAUGGGGAGGAUUUACUGAUGUAUCUUGUAAUAAUAAUUUUAUGCCUAGUAAUUUUGUAACUAUUAAUAUUAACCCUCAUAUUGUUUGUAUCCAAAUGAAAGAAGAUUUAGGGGAUGAUUUUGAUGAUAACAACAACAAUUUGUUUUUGAAAGAAGACGUGGAUUCAGAUGACAAUAUUUACAAUCGCAUGAAUAAAAAAAUUGUGAAAAUACAAAAUAAGAAAAUGGAAUUAGAAAAAGAUUUACUCUAUCAGAUCAAAUUGAAUGACAAUUUAAAUCUUCGUAUAAAAUCACAGAUGCACCAUUAUCAAAAGUUGGUGCAACUUUUAAAUGUUAAGCAACUCCAAAAUUCACAUUUACUUAGCAUGUUCAAAAGGCAAAGCGUUUCUGCUGAGGGAGCAACUGUUAGUGAUUAUACCGGAGUGUGUGAUGGUUUAACAUACAUCCAAGGCCUCCAUUUAUCACACAGUGAAGAUCACGGUUUGUCAUACGACGCAGUUCAACCCAUGCCAUAUGGCAUAUCACAAAGUUCAUACCAAAACCUACCUUGUCAAUCCUUGUAUGAAGGGAACCAGCGUCUCUCUAUAAACACUGUUAACCAUAGCAGUUUUAAUCGCAACAGUAAUAACCUCAGCAGCAAUAACCUCAGCAGCAAUAACCUCAGCAACAAUAACCUCAGCAGCAAUAACCUCAACAGCAAUAACCUCAGCAGCAAUAACCUCAACAGCAAUAACCUCAGCAGCAAUAACCUCAGCAGCAAUAACCUCAACAGCAAUAACCUCAACAGCAAUAACCUCAGCAGCAAUAACAAUUGCAAGCAUUGCAAUAGUGCAGAUUUUAAAAUGAUUAUCAAUGAACAAGAAAAUGUAAUGAAUCAUUCCAGGGCAGAUAUAAUGAACAUGGCCACGAAUGAAUUGAACAACCAAUACGAAUGCAGUGUGAUAAGACAAAAUUCGGAAAUGAAAAACACUUUGAGUGAAUUGUCCAUGGAAAACGUUGGUACAUACAAAAAUAUGGCAUCGAAUGAAAACAUUCAGAGUAUUCCAUAUACAAACAGCAAAAAUGAGAAGGAAAGUAGGAACAUUGAAAAUAAUGAGUUUUCUCAAUUGCAACACGAAGGAGUGGAAACAAUCCCCACCACUUCCAUAUUUGGCAUGAAAAAUAAUGAAGAGGAUGAAAUGGUGCAUAAAGUAGACGAAAAUUUCAGAAAUGUUGGAAAUAACAGUCCCAAUCAUCAUCAUCAUAAUGAUAAGCAGUAUAAUAAUUAUAAUCAACAUCAUCAUAAUAAUAACCAGCACCAUCACCAGCAUCUCCCUUUUGAACAAAUCGGAAAUAAUGACCUCAUAAACUCACAGUGCCCCACGUCCUGUAGUAUGCACGAAACUGUAAUACUGGAUAAAGACGGCAUUCCUAGUAGUGAACAUAAAAAUAAUAAUUACUUCAAUGGCUUCGACUGUAUAUUCAAUGGAAAAUACAAUUCAUUGGAUUUGCUUACAAAUAACAAUAACAUUUUUAUAUAUGAUCAUUGUAUGACCAACUUGGAUCAAUUAAUAAAUAGCCCACAAAUUAUUGCUAGUAAUAACACAAUGUGCAAUUCUUCAUCAACAAAUAGAGAUGUUAUUUAUAACGAAAAAGAAGUAAGCAGUGUUAAUUAUGGCAACAAUGAAAAUUCGCAAGUCCAAACUGAAAGUAGUAGUAACGCACAAAGAAUGACAUCAAAUCAAAGAGUUCGUAGAAAAACAGCAGAAAAGUGCUUGCAGUUGAUUGAGCAAGAUCGAUUAAGCAGGAUAAUGAGUGAAAAAUAG
This is a messenger RNA of Plasmodium gonderi, 4416 nucleotides long. RefSeq lists its product as hypothetical. The record is from RefSeq and is a predicted model, not a curated record. Lineage: Eukaryota; Apicomplexa; Aconoidasida; Haemosporida; Plasmodiidae. Gene Ontology annotation, molecular function: protein binding. Bases 1 to 4416 code for a protein of 1471 amino acids. The transcript has a single exon.